AUGACCAAACCUGCAGCAAAAGAUUUUGAGGACUUACUUCAGUGCUCAAUCCCAGUAUUUGAAGGCCUUCUCCCGCCUGCACAGGACAAAAUUCUGCAAGAUACCCUUAAGCUAUGUCCGCUUUAUGCAACCAAGAAGCUUCCAAAGGAAACAGCUGCCCGUGCCCGUCGUGCUGCUAACAAUGCAAAGAAGGGAAAGCCAGCGACAGCUUCAAGUGGAUCUUUGAACGCAAAGGUCGCAAAAAUGCUCAAUCUUUUUACUUAUAAACUCCACGCGCUUAGAGACUACGUCAAAACAAUCUGGAUGUUUGGCCCUACAGAAGGGUAUUCAACUCAACGGGGAGAACUAGAACACCAUUGUGUUAAACACUUCUUUGUCCGCACAAAUAAGGGAAGCAAAUUUGAGUGGCAAAUCUCCCGUCAUGAGCGUCGUGAGCAUUUGCUCUACUCUAUUGCUGCCCGAGUUUCCAAAUUAGAAAAUAACAACCUCAAAAAAGCUAAAUCAAAAGCUUACAAGUCCCAGUCUAGCACUCCGUCAUCCCAAAAAUGUCCAAGGGCUUCAAAAACAAAAUCCUAUGUCAAGCCCCCUUACAUCAUCUCCCCUACCAAGUCUGAAAGCCUGCCCCCUAUAUCUCCAUCCGAGCACUACCAAAUGUCUACAAGCAGGCACCAUAAGCUGUAUCUUUACCAAUUUAUGGAUAAAUAUUCUGAUGAUGCAGCAGUUAUUGAGACCACAUCCUCGCUCGCAUUCUUGGGCAUUCUGAUGGAGGACAAAAUCAUGUUUAUUCAGAUGAGGACCGUGCCCAGAUUCAUGGAUCGUGAUAUGUUUAAUCUGCAACCAGGAUAUUUUGGACUCUACGCAGCCAAUCUUGACGAAGAACUUGCUGAUAAUGAGGCUAACCCCAAUCCCCCUAUUACAGCCAAGCAGGCCGCAGCAAUGGAUAAUUCAGAGUCGGAAGAUGAUGAUGAAUCGGAGCAAGAAGAUCAAGACAAAGACAACGAAGGCUUUGUAGGAGAGGAUGGAGAGGAGCCUUGGGAUGUCAACGAUAUGGAGGCAGUGGGAUUUGCAGAGUUCUGA
Psilocybe cubensis is the source of this 1077-nucleotide messenger RNA. RefSeq lists its product as uncharacterized. The coding region runs from base 1 to 1077 and encodes 358 amino acids. Lineage: Eukaryota; Fungi; Basidiomycota; Agaricomycetes; Agaricales; Agrocybaceae. The transcript has 7 exons. The record is from RefSeq and is a predicted model, not a curated record.